Lucilia sericata (common green bottle fly) is the source of this 1432-nucleotide messenger RNA. RefSeq names its product cytochrome c1, heme protein, mitochondrial (gene Cyt-c1). Gene Ontology annotation, biological process: mitochondrial electron transport, ubiquinol to cytochrome c. Gene Ontology annotation, molecular function: electron transfer activity; heme binding. The record is from RefSeq and is a predicted model, not a curated record. The transcript has 6 exons. Lineage: Eukaryota; Metazoa; Arthropoda; Insecta; Diptera; Calliphoridae. The coding region runs from base 217 to 1140 and encodes 307 amino acids.
AUAACACAAUUUUAUUAAAAUUAACCUUCCCAUAAUUAAACCCAAAACAAGUGGCAUCUUUCUAGGUGUUAUGUAUAUUAUUCUCUUCUCUCUUUAUUAUCAAUUGAGUGUGUGGCUGUGUGUGUUGGUGUUGGUGAUUUUUCGUAAUACUUUCGUAGUUUCGAAUUUUCUUUCAUUCCUCCAAAAAGUUGUGUUGUACCUUCUCUGGCCAAGACGAUGGCGGCUACAUUAGGAAGAAUUUGUGGCUCUAAAUUGCUUAAAUCAGUACCUGCAUUAAACCUGCAGCAGGCUAACAAUUUGUCCACUGCCAAAACAUGGACUAAUGGCCAAAAGAAGUUCAUUGCCACUAUUGGCGCUUUAACCGGUGGUGUUGGUGCCUUGAUCUACGCUAUGGAGCAAUCAGUUGAUGCCUCCGGCACUGAAGUUCACCCACCAGCCAUGCCCUGGAGCCAUAAUGGUUUGAUUUCAGCUUUGGAUCAUGCCAGUGUACGUCGUGGUUAUGAAGUGUACAAACAGGUAUGCUCUGCCUGCCAUUCAAUGAAAUACAUUGCCUAUCGUAAUUUAGUUGGUGUAACUCACACUGAAGCUGAAGCCAAGGCCGAAGCUGAGGGUAUUAUGGUUCGUGAUGGUCCAGAUGAUACUGGUAAUUAUUAUGAUCGUCCUGGUAAGUUGUCGGAUUACUUCCCUUCACCCUACCCCAACGAAGAGGCUGCCCGUGCUGCCAACAAUGGUGCCUAUCCUCCAGAUUUGAGCUACAUUGUCUCAGCCCGUAAAGGUGGUGAAGAUUAUAUCUUCUCUUUGCUCACUGGCUACUUUGAUGCCCCAGCUGGUGUACAAUUGCGUGAGGGACAAUACUUUAACCCCUACUUCCCAGGUGGUGCUAUUGGUAUGGCUCAAGUCUUGUACAAUGAGGUUAUUGAAUACGAAGACGGCACCCCAGCCACCCAAAGUCAAUUGGCCAAGGAUGUUGCCACUUUCCUUAAAUGGACCUCAGAGCCAGAACAUGAUGUACGCAAGAGUAUGAUUGUUAAGGUCAUCGGCAUUAUGUCUUUCUUGACCAUCAUCUCCUACUACAUUAAGAGACACAAGUGGUCCGCUUUGAAAUCAAGAAAGAUCUUCUAUGUACCCAAGAAAGAUUAAACUAAAUUACGUAUAAAAUAUAAAUAAUAACAAAUUUAAAUAAAAAAAACGCCACACAUUUCUAUUUACAAACUAAAGAGUAUGCAAUUAGGCUCACUUAAAAACAAGAACUAGAGCCAAGCCACCACCAUCACCAUCAUCUAACGAUAAUGAAUGGAAAUUAAAUAAAUGAAUAAUUAAACAAAAAUAAUGUUAUUAGAAAAAUGUUAAAUCUAAAAGCUAAACCAAGAAAAAGUCAAACUAAAUAAAAACAAAAAAUUACUAUUAAACGUAAUUUAAAACCAAACAACAA